This is a messenger RNA of Fusarium coffeatum, 1188 nucleotides long. RefSeq lists its product as uncharacterized. The transcript is spliced from 3 exons. The record is from RefSeq and is a predicted model, not a curated record. Lineage: Eukaryota; Fungi; Ascomycota; Sordariomycetes; Hypocreales; Nectriaceae. Gene Ontology annotation, cellular component: cytoplasmic stress granule. Gene Ontology annotation, molecular function: translation initiation factor activity; RNA helicase activity; ATP binding. Gene Ontology annotation, biological process: cytoplasmic translational initiation. Bases 1 to 1188 code for a protein of 395 amino acids.
AUGGAUGGUACAAGUCUUGAGACCACUCAGGUCAAGUCCAAGGACGAUGAUAUAACUGAAACUUUCGAUGACAUGGCCCUUGAGAGCAAUCUUCUUCGCGGAGUCUAUGCAUAUGGCUUCGAGAAUCCCUCUGCUAUCCAAAAGCGUGCUAUAAAGCCUAUGAUUGAAGGUCACAAUGUUAUCGCCCAAGCGCAGUCUAAAACUGGAAAGACUGUCGCUUUCUGUAUAUCUAUUCUACAGAGAAUCGACCCCAACGUUAAAGCUUGUCAGGCUCUGGUCCUCGUACCAUCGCGUGUCCUGGCUCAGGAGAUCCAUAACCUCAUGGAUGCCAUCGGUGACUUCAUGGACGUCCACACCCACGUCUGCAAAAGCCCGAGAGAAGAAAUUGGUGUUCUCAUGGACGAUGCGCAAAUCGUCAUCGGCACCCCUGGCCGUGUACAGAAUAUGAUCGAGCGCGGCGUCUUUCGCAUCGAUGAUAUAAAGAUGUUUGUGCUUGACGGUGUUGACGACUUGCUGGCUCGUGGGUUUGAAGAGCAGAUUGAAGAUAUAUUCUCGUUCUUACCACAGUCUGCCCAGGCUCUUCUUGUCUCUACUACCAUGCCAGGAGAUGUCCUCGUACUUGAGGCCAAGUUCAAGCGCGACUUUGUCCGCAUUAUUGUCAAAACCGCGCCUAUCAUCGAGGGUGUUAAGCAAUUCUAUAUCGCUGCUGAGAACGAAGACUCCAAGCUAGAUAUUCUUUCUCAGAUCUACAAGACCAUGGAAUCCUUCCAAACCAUUAUCUUCUGCAGUACUCGCAAAAAGCUUGAGUGGCUUACUGAUAAGCUUACCGCUCGCGGCCUUACCGUCUCGUCCAUGCAUGGUGAUAUGGAUGCAUGCCUUCGCUGCGAGAUCAUGGAAGGAUUCAGAAGUGGCUCUUCUCGCAUUCUUAUCACUACUGAUCUCCUAGCCCGUGGCAUCGACACCCAACAGAUAUUACUUAUUGUCAACUUCGACCUUCCAUCAAAGCCCGAGAAAUAUAUGUACCGCGUUGGGUGGGGCGGCCGACCCAGCAGGAAGGGCGUGGCUAUUAACUUAGCUACCGCUGAUGAUAUGUCAAUGAUGCAUGAAAUCGAGCAGUAUUACGGUACUCAUAUUGAAACAAUGCCAGAGAAUGAGAGUUUGGAAAAUAUUAUAUCAAAGCUGGGCUAG